UGGUGUCUUCCAGCGUAGAACAGUCGGCCCAUGAUUAUGCAAAGGCCCGGUCUUAUUUAGCGAGAUUAAUCCCGUUUACAUAUACCGCAACCCCCCUCUGAUACGCAAACUACCCAAUUUUCCUUGCAGCCAAAUCUCAUUUUUGCCCUCAAAUUCAAAUCUAAUAUGCAAACCACCUGUGGCAUUCGUGUUUCAGUUUAGAAAUUUUCCCUCGAAGAACCCUUUUCUAUACGAAUUCAAAGGUGAAGGAAAUUGACUUCGAAUUUUCGUGUUUCAGUUCAGAAUUAGAAGCCCUCGAAUUACCCUUUUCUCUACGAAUUCAAAGCAGCCGUUGCUAUUCUCGCCGACGAAGAACUGUACUCAAGUUUUGGAAUUAAUUUCACGACGUAAUCGACAAGGUGGUACGUGCUUAACUCGUUUUUGUGAUUGGAACCUAAAGUUGAUUUGUAUUUGGGAAUUGAAUGCAAGUAAAUUGAUUGUGCUUGUUAGUUUGUUUUUGAAAAAAACUGAAUACAAUCUUCAUAAAAGUAAGCUCGUGUUGGAUGUUUUUUUGAAUUGAAAUUUACUAGUUCCAUUGUUGCAUUCACUCGUGUAACAAUCCCCACGAGAUGAAUAUAAUUUUCUUUACACAAUGAAAUUGAAUUCUGCACAAGAAAAUUCGGCAACCAGAACAGAAUUCCCAAACCAGUUUGGCCAUAUGAGUUUAAGCCCGAGAACUGUUCAAGCAAAAAAGGAUUUUGGCUGUUGAAAUAAGGUGAGUUUAGGCCGUUGAAAUCUUCUAUUCCAGUUUGGCUAUUUUGUACGUUUAGGUCCUUAAUCUGUUUGAUAAGGUCAGUUGGCUAUUCCAGUUUGGUGAUUGCUGAUAUGUUUGAUUGUUUAGCUAUGUUUAACACUUUGGUGUUUGCUGCUAAAUGCUUUUCGAGAUUGUGUUGUGUCUUUGCUGACAUAUAGUAUGUUUUAAUAUUAUGUUCUCUUGAAUUUGUUUUAACAUUUUAUUGUUAGCUUGUGACGUUGAUGAAAUUCGUGAUGAGUUUGCUAGUAAUCCAAAACUACUGCCAUAUAUUUUGUUGGAAUGGCUACAUUUCACACACGUUCUCAAUUGAAGAAACUAAAGAAUACAUAACAAGUAAUAGGCCUAUCAUUAACAUUAACAGUGACACAAAAAUAUGCAUAUCAUGGAUACUUGAAUCAUGAAUAUUGAAUACUGUCACUGCAUGCCUGCAACACUGGCAUCUAAGUAAGUAUAUAUUUUGUUUGGUAUUAAUUCAUUGCUUUCAAAUCUUGAUGUCGUCAUGAUUCCUGGAGUCUGCAGAGCAGGUCACACGCACAUAUGUCUUCUCUAGGGCUUGGCAUUGCUUGGAGCUCUUCUCUUCUUCAUUAUUCCUUCCUUGAUCAUGACUUAAUUCUCAAAUUGUAUAAUUCAAAUUGUGUGCUGGUUGUAAAUUUGCAAACUAUAGAUGAAAAUAGAUUUCCUUAUGCUCAUUUUAAUUUUCUUCUGUUGGUUUAUGUGGCUGAGGUUUAGCUUCUAGCAGGCCCCAUAUAAGGAUCGAUUUGAGUUAUGCGUGAUCCCAUACAGAAGUGGUGAAACUCUAUGCAGCUAAAAACAGACUAGUUUAUAAAAUAUAUUAUUCAUUCUGCCGAAGACCACAUAUUGCCACUCUUCCGCGAAAGAAUGAUGCUUUACGAUUUAUUAUAUUCGAAGAUAGUGCAAGCAAAACAUGAAACUAAAUGCAAUAUAUACGUUAGGCUUUAAGUAAACUACAAGAUAGAAGAAAAUUGCAAGUGUCCCCAAUGUCUUUCGUAAUCUGCCACACCUGCUCUCUUCUUCUAGCAGAUUUUAUUAAUGAAAUAGGCGAAUUAAUUAUAUUUAAGAUCUCUGUUAUCGUUGUUGGGAACUAAAUUUUUGAUCAAAAGGUAUUUUUGAUCUCUGUUAUCGUUGUUGGAGGUCAAAAUUACAGUCUUUUUUUAUUGUUUCUUAUGGUUUUUAAGCAUGUCUUUUUCUGAAAAGUGAAAUGCAUUUGAAGUUUUAUUUUUGUUUAAUUUUGUAUAUAUUUUUCAUCCUGUUUUAGCUUUGCUUGGGAGUUCUGUUUGCACUCAACUAUAUCUAGGUUAAUCUACAAGGAAUGCUUAAGUUCUAGUCGUGAAUUCUGUAUUCUCACAGAUUUUAUUUAUGAAAUAGUCGAAACUUAAAAAAAUAUAUAGGAUAUUUGUUAUCGUUGUUGAAAAUAUAUAUAUGAUACUUGAAUUGGGGCGAACUAUGUGCAUAUACUUCCCAAACGUUUCAAAGUUAUUGGGCAUAUGAACAUUUGAGCAGGGAUAUAUAUAGAGAGAGAUAUAUGCUGUCGAUCUUCAUCUGUGUUAUGCAUUUCUGUUUAGUUAAUAUUGUGAUUGAAUUCUAGAUUUGUUGCUUUGGGGGAAUGUAUUAAAUAUAAUUUUUGAAUUUCACUUUGCAUUGCAGAUUACCGAUAAUCUGCUCAAAUUUGACAUUAAAUGCCUGGUGGAGAAAGAGCACGUUUGAAUGAUAUUUGGUUCUUGUUACUGCAAUUAAUAAUGCGACUGCAUAUUCUUAAGAUGGCCUUUGUAAUUAUUUAUUUUUCUGAGUCUAGAUCAAGGAAAAGAAAACGUGCGAAUGGUGUAUUAAAAUAUGAAAUAGUAAGUAGAGUACCUGACCAAAUUAAGCAUUUACGCCGGAUGAUAGGUACCAAUGACAUAGAUUGCAUUGUCAAUUUGCGUAUGGACCGUAAUACAUUUGGGCGGUUGUGCCACAUAUUACGGGAACUAGGGGGUUUAGUUGAGGGUCGCUAUGUGAGUGUCGAAGAACAAGUAGCUAUGUUCUUGUCUGUCCUAGCACAUCAUAAAAAAAAUAGGGUUGUAAGAUUUGAUUUUUGGAGGUCUGGGCAGACCAUCUCGCAUUACGUACAUGCUGUAUUAGGGGCAAUUUUGAAGUUGCACCAAUUUUUUCUAUCUAAACCCAAGGUUGUUCCCGAUGACUGCACAGACCCGCGGUGGCAAUGGUUUAAGGGCUGUCUAGGGGCAUUAGACGGCACAUAUAUUAAUGUGACAGUGAGCAAUAAUGUGAAACCACGAUAUAGAACAAGGAAAUGGCAGAUUUCAACUAAUGUUUUAGGUGUAUGCGAUCGGGAUAUGAAGUUUGUUUACAUUCUAUCUGGUUGGGAAGGUUCUGCCGCGGAUUCUAGAAUACUAAGGGACGCCCUUAACAGACCCCACGGAUUUAAAGUUCCUAAGGGAAAUUAUUAUUUGUGUGACAAUGGUUACGCAAACAGUGAUGGUUUUCUAACGCCAUACAAAGGAGUUAGAUACCACCUGAAGGAGUGGGGUCCAACUGCUGCUAGGCCCCAAAACAAGGAAGAGUUGUUUAACUUGAGGCAUAGCAAGGCCCGGAAUGUGAUAGAGAGGGCGUUCGGAUUAAUGAAAAUGCGGUGGAGCAUUUUGCGUUCCACCACUUUUUAUCCAAUUAAAAUCCAGAAUCGAUUAAUAAUGGCUACAUUUUUAAUCAAUAAUUUUAUUCGCACGGAAAUGCCAAAUGAUCCUCUAGAGGCACAAUUUGAUGAGAUGGCAAACACUAAUGCUACUAACUUUCAAGUAGAGCCUGAGGAGUUCAUUGAUACCGUGGAGAAUUCUCCUCAAUGGAAUGCCUCAAGAGACGCAUUGGCUAACGAAAUGUGGAUGCGUUACGUGAAUGAACACUAGGGAAACGUUGGUGCUGCGCCACGCACAGUGGAGCACAUACACUUCUUCUCCAACACAAGUAAAGCGGCUCGAAGGAGGUUAUGAGGCGAGGCUGAAAAGAGAUUAGUUGCUAACCUUUUUGUUGUGCCACUCUCAAAGGAGAAGCUUAGGUUCUUCAGUAGGAGCUCUGUAUGUUUUCAAAGAGAGUGAAAAGUCAUCUGUAGCUUAUUAUUUUGUUAAUUUUUCCCCCCAAGUGACAGUGGGUAACCUAGUUUAUUUGCUAAAUUUCCUUCAUCAUUGAUACAAUUCAUAUGUAUUAUUCAACGGUAAUGAUCUUCUGGAUUCUGGUAUGCAGAUUUACUCCCUACUCA
Messenger RNA from Salvia miltiorrhiza (redroot sage), 4061 nucleotides. Its product is annotated as protein ALP1-like. The record is from RefSeq and is a predicted model, not a curated record. The transcript is spliced from 6 exons. Bases 2491 to 3711 code for a protein of 406 amino acids. NCBI's taxonomy places the organism in Eukaryota, Viridiplantae, Streptophyta, Magnoliopsida, Lamiales, Lamiaceae.